AUGAAUUCCCACUACUUAACUUUAAUUAUAAACUCCGGAGCAUUACUCACUAUUAUUGUCCUUCUCCCUCCUAUUAUUAUACCUAAACCAUCAAUAAUUCUCACAACAAAACUAGUAAAAAUCUCAAUAUUUAUUAGCCUUAUCCCACUAACUAUUUAUCUAAACGAAAAUAUAGAAACCACCCUAACUAUAAAGCCCUGAAUAGACUGAGCCCUAUUUAAUAUUGCCUUAUCCUUUAAAAUUGAUAAAUAUACUGUUAUCUUUACCCCUAUUGCUCUAAUAAUUACCUGAAGCAUUAUAGAAUUUUCACAAUGAUAUAUAGCAAAAGAACGUCAUAUAGACAAAUUUUUUAAAUAUCUCCUUCUAUUUUUAAUCACAAUAAUUACAUUCAUCUCUGCAAAUAACCUACUACAACUCUUUAUUGGUUGAGAAGGUGUAGGAAUCAUAUCCUUUCUUCUAAUUAGCUGAUGGUCAGGUCGAACAAAAGCUAAUAUCUCUGCUCUUCAAGCAGUAGCCUACAAUCGAAUCGGAGAUAUCGGGUUAAUAAUAAGUAUAGUAUGAAUAUGUUCUAACACUAACUCUUGAGAUCUGCAACAAAUUACAAUACUUCUAUCUGAUCAACAGUACCUUAUUCCAACCUUAGGAUUCUUAAUCGCAGCCACAGGUAAAUCAGCCCAAUUUGGUCUUCAUCCAUGACUUCCUGCAGCAAUAGAGGGCCCAACUCCUGUUUCAGCACUAUUACACUCAAGCACUAUAGUUGUUGCAGGAGUAUUUUUACUAAUUCGACUCCACCCUUUAUUCCAAAACUAUCCAUUAAUAUUAGAAAUAACCCUAUGUCUAGGAGCAAUAACCACCAUUUGUGCUGCCCUAUGUGCAACAACACAAAAUGAUAUCAAAAAAAUUAUUGCCUUUUCUACAUCAAGUCAACUAGGCUUAAUAAUAGUCGCAGUUGGUCUUAACCACCCUCACAUUGCCUUUCUCCACAUGUGUACACAUGCCUUUUUUAAAGCUAUACUUUUCUUAUGCUCAGGAAGUAUUAUUCAUAAUAUAAAUAAUGAACAAGAUAUUCGAAAAUUUAGCUGUUUAAAUAACAACUUACCUCUAACAACAACCUGUAUAACAAUUGGGUCCGCAGCACUAAUAGGCUUACCAUUUCUAGCUGGUUUCUUCACUAAAGACUUAAUUCUAGAAGCCCUAAAUACUUCCUAUACUAAUGCCUGAGCCCUAAUAGUUACUCUUAUAGCCGUUACAUUAACAACUGCCUACAGUUCACGCCUUAUUAUUAUAUCAGCCUCUGGUACACCACGAUACUUACCCCUAACCCCAACACACGAAAAUAAUUUUAUCAAGAACCCAUUAAAACGUUUAGCCUGGGGCAGCCUAAUUUCAGGACUAAUCCUUACAAGUACCCUCCCACCAAUAAAACCUCAAAUUUUUACAAUACCAACCUAUAUUAAAACUAUUGCUCUAAUAAUAUUUAUCAUUAGCCUAAUUAUUUCUAUAGAACUAACCAAUAAAAAAAUUAACCAAACUACAUUCUCCUUCUUUACUCAACUAGCAUUCUACCCCCAUAUUAUCCAUCGUUUAACAUCCCACCUAUCUUUAAUCUGAAGUCAAAAAUUAAUAACACAAGUAAUAGACGUAUCAUGACUUGAAAAAAUCGGACCAAAAGGUUUAGCUAAUCACCAACUUAAACCCUCCACUACACUAACAGAAGCACAUCACCUAAAUUCUGCCACCCUACCUUUAAUAGCCUUUGCCCUAACCUUAAUUACACUAAGUCUCACAGCUCGUAGA
Petromyzon marinus (sea lamprey) is the source of this 1797-nucleotide messenger RNA. NCBI's taxonomy places the organism in Eukaryota, Metazoa, Chordata, Hyperoartia, Petromyzontiformes, Petromyzontidae. The record is from the annotation of a RefSeq genome assembly.